AUGCCUUCUCCACCUAAGAGAUCUUCAAAGCCCAGCAUGUCUCCGGCAUCCACUGGACCUUCCGUGCCCACUGCAGCUUCCACACCUCCUGCCUCCUUCAAGACCAAAUCAGCAGUACCCAACAGGUUGUCAGUGCUCACCAAGCCAUCAACAUCCCCCAACUUGGUCAUGAGCCCAAGCAGUUCCAAGUCCACCAAAUCAACAAGUACAAAGAGAGCCCCUUCUAAGCCACCCAGCAGCAGGUCCCGAGUCCACAGCAAGGUGAGAACACCCAGAAGGGUAAGCACCGACACCAGGGCCAGCACCGACUCCAGGGCAAGCAAAGCCAGCAAGGCCAGCGGUGUGAGACAUCACCAGCAGAGGAGCACACAAAGCCGGGGCAGAACUCCUGGCAGAAGAGGAAGCCGCAGCUCCAAGAGGUCACCCAGCAGGGCCAGCACUUCCAGCAGGAUGAGAACUCAUGGUGCCAGACCAGGCAUGGCCAACAGGGUGAGAACCCCUACUUCCCAGCAAAAACAGAGUCGGGGUAAGAGUUCCAGCCAGCGUAGAACCAACAACCAGGAAAGGAGUGACAGCCAGCCUAGAAGUAUGAGCAGGGAGAAGAGUUACAGCCCACCAGGAGCCUCGGGUAUGGAAAGGAGUUCCAAGCUGGCUAUAACCCCAAGCAGGGCAAAGAGUCACAGCCCAACUAGAACUCCCUUCAAGGAGAAGAGUUACAGUCAUUCUCCACCGUCACUGAGGAGGGUGAAGAGUUACAGUCAGAUGAUCACCCCCAGUAGAGAACAGAGUUACAGCCCAAUUGAAAUGCCAAGCAGGGUCAAGAGUUAUAAGCAGGCUAGCACCCCCAGCAGGACCCAAAGUCACAGCUCUGACACCUCGUCUAAAACCCCCAGAAGGGGAAGAAGUCGCAGUCGAAAGAGGACUUACAGUAGGGUGAGAAGUCCCAGUUGGAAGAGAAACCAUAGUAGGGCAAGAAGUCGCACCCCGAAGGGUACUCCCAGCCAGAUGAGAAGACAUAGCCAGUCUAGAAUCCACAGCAAGAGAAAAAGUCAAAACCAAUCUAGAACCCCCAGAAGGGAAAUAAGUCACAACUGGUCUCGAUCCCCCAGCAAAGAAAAAAGUCACAGCCAGUCUAGAAGCCCUAGCAAGGAAAUAUAUCAUAGCCAAUCUAGAACAUCCAGCAAGGAGAGAGGUCAUAGACGAUCUAGAACCACCAGUAAGAAGAAAGAUCACAGCCGAUCUGGAACCCUCAGCAAAGAGAGAGAUCACAGUCAGCAAUCUAGAAUCCCCAGCAAGGAGAGAGACUGCAGCCAAUCUGGAACUCCCAGUAAGGAGAGAAAUUGCAGCCAAUCUGGAACCUCCAGCAAGGAGAGAGGGAACAGCCAAUCUAGAACCCCCAGCAAGGAGAGAGAUCCCAGUCAAUCUACAAUCUUCAGAAGUCUCAGUUGGAAGAGUUCACCUAGCAGGACAAGGAAUUCCAGUCAGAAUAGAACCCCUAGCAAGACAAGGAGC
This is a messenger RNA of Cynocephalus volans (Philippine flying lemur), 1512 nucleotides long. It is a transcript of the gene SRRM5, whose product is annotated as serine/arginine repetitive matrix 5. Lineage: Eukaryota; Metazoa; Chordata; Mammalia; Dermoptera; Cynocephalidae. The transcript is spliced from 2 exons. The annotation marks the transcript as partial. The record is from RefSeq and is a predicted model, not a curated record.